Molecule: messenger RNA, 6477 nt
Organism: Oncorhynchus nerka (sockeye salmon)
Lineage: Eukaryota; Metazoa; Chordata; Actinopteri; Salmoniformes; Salmonidae
Product: trichohyalin-like
Exons: 10
Coding region: 1-6477 (2158 amino acids)
Source: RefSeq, a predicted model, not a curated record
AUGGAUCGAUCGAUCGAAGAUCGUGGAUCGGGAUCAAAAUCGUCGUCAGUCGAGAUCGUCCGAUCGGAAAGUCGAGAUCGUCGAAGAUCGAAGAGAUCGAAUCGAAGAUCGUCGAGAUCGAAGAUCGAAGUCGAGAUCGAUAAGAUCGAAGAUCGAAUCGAGAUCGUCGAUCGAAGAGAUCGAAUCGAGAUCGUCGAUCGAAGAGAUCGAAUCGAGAUCAUCGAGAUCGAUCGAAGAGAUCGUCAAGAUCGAAGAGAUCGUCGAGUCGAGAUCGUCAAGAUCGAAGAUCGAUCGAGAUCGAAAGAUCGAGAGAUCGAAUCGAGAUCGAUCGAAGAGAUCGUCGUCGAUCGAUCGAUCGAUCGAUCGUCGUCGAGAUCGAUCGAUCGAUCGAUCGAUCGAGAUCGUCAAAUCGAUCGAAGAUCGAAGAUCGAGAUCGAUCGAGAUCGAUCGAGAUCGAAUCGAGAUCGAUCAAGAUCGAAGAGAUCGAAUCGAUCGAUCGAUCGAUCGAGAUCAUCGAGAGAUCGAAGAUCGAGAUCGUCGAUCGAAGAUCGAUCGAUCGAUCGAUCGAAGAUCGAGAGAUCGAUCGAGAUCGAUAAGAUCGAAGAUCGAAUCGAUCGUCGAUCGAAGAUCGAAUCGAGAUCGUCAAGAUCGAGAGAUCGAAGAUCGAGAUCAUCGAUCGAAGAGAUCGAAUCGAGAUCGAUCGAUCGAGAAGAUCGAAUCGAGAUCGAUAAAGAUCGAAUCGAUCGAUCGAUCGAUAAGAUCGAGAGAUCGUCGAUCGAUAAGAUCAGAGAUCGAAUCGAGAUCGAUCGAUCGAGAGAGAUCGAGAUCAUAAGAUCGAUCGAUCGAGAUCGAGAUCGUCGAAGAUCGAAAGAUCGAUCGAUCGUCGAUCGAGAGAUCGAAUCGAGAUCGUCGAUCGAGAGAUCGAUCGAUCGAUCGAUCGAUCGAUCGAGAUCGAUCGAGAUCGUCGAGAUCGAUCGAUCGAUCAUCGAUCGAAGAUCGAAGAGAUCGAAUCGAGAUCGAUCGAUCGAAGAUGAUCGUCGAAGAUCGAGAUCGAUCGAGAUCGAAGAUCGAAUCGAUCGAAUCGAGAUCGUCGAUCGAAAGAUCGAAUCGAGAUCGAUCGAUCGUCGAGAUCGAUCGAUCGUCGAUCGAUCGAUCGAGAGAUCGUCAAAUCGAGAUCGUCGAAUCGAUCGAAGAUCGAUCGAGAUCGAAUCGAAAGAUCGAAAGAGAUCGUCGAUCGGGAUCGAUCGUCGAUCGAGAGAUCGAAUCGAGAUCGAUAAGAUCGAAGAUCGUCGAUCGAUCGAGAUCGAUAAGAUCGAGAGAGAUCGAAUCGAGAUCGAUCGAAGAUCGAAGAGAUCGAAUCGAGAUCGUCGAUCGAAAGAUCGAAUCGAGAUCGUCGAAGAUCGAAGAGAUCGAUCGAGAUCGUCGAAGAAGAGAUCGUCGAGAAGAUCGAAUCGUCGAUCGAUCGAUCGAAAUCGAUCGAGAGAUCGGGGAUCUCGAGAUCGUCGAAGAUCGAGAGAUCGUCGAGAUCGAAUCGAGAGAUCGAAAGAUCGUCGAGAUCGAUCGAUCGAGAUCGUCGAGAUCGAUCGAUCAUCGAUCGAAGAUCGAAAGAUCGUCGUCGGAAGAUCGAAAGAUCGAGAGAUCGUCGAUCGAUCGAUCGAUCGAAGAUCGAGAUCGAUCGAUCGAUCGAUCGAUCGAGAUCAUCGAUCGAUCGAUCGAAGAUCGAAUCGAUCGAUCGAAAGAUCGAAUCGAUCGAGAUCGAAGAUCGAUCGAUCGAUCGAUCGUCGAUCGAAGAUCGAGAUCGAGAUCGUCGAAGAUCGAAAGAUCGAAUCGAUCGAUAAGAUCGAAGAUCGAAUCGAGAUCGAAUCUAAGAUCGAAGAGAUCGAAUCGAUCGAUCGAUCGAAGAGAUCGAUCGAGAUCGAUCGAUCGAAGAGAUCGAUCGAGAUCGAUCAGAUCGAAGAUCGGAUCGAGAUCGAUCGAGAUCGAGAUCGAUCGAGAUCGAAUCGAUCGAGAUCAUCGAUCGAGAUCGUCAAGAUCGAAGAUCGAAGAUCGAUCGAUCGAUCGAAGAUCGAUCGAUCUCGAUCGAGAUCGAAGGAUCGAAGAGAUCGAUCGAUCGAUCCGAGAUCGAAGAGAUCGAUCGUCGAUCGAUCGAGAAGAUCGAAGAGAUCGAUCGAUCGAUCGAUCGAUCGAUCGAUCGAUCGAUCGAUCGUCGAUCGAGAUCGAUCGAUCGAUCAUCGAAGAUCGAUCGAAAGAUCGAUCGAUCGUCGAUCGAUCGAUCGAUCGAAAGAGAUCGAUCGAUCGAGAUCAAUCGAUCGAUCGAUCGAUCGAAGAAGAUCGAUCGAGAUCGAUCGAUCGUCGAUCGUCGAGAUCGAUCGAAGAUCGAUCGAUCGAGAUCGAUCAAGAUCGAAAAGAUCGAAUCGAGAUCGAAAAGAUCGAUCGAGAUCGAGAUCGAGAUCGAUCGAUCGAAGAGAUCGAAGAAGAUCGAAGAUCGAGAUCGAGUCGUCGAUCGAAGAUCGAAAGAUCGUCGAAUCGAUCGAUCGAAGAUCGUCGAGAUCGAAUCGAUCGAUCGAAGAUCGAAGAUCGAUCGAGAUCGAUCGAAGAUCGAUCGAGAUCGAUCGAGAUCGUCAGAUCGAAGAGAGAUCGAUCGAGAUCGAUCGAUCGAUCGAUCGAUCGAGAUCGAUCGAAGAGAUCGAGUCGAGAUCGUCGAUCGAUCGAAGAUCGAAUCGAGAUCGAUCGAGAUCGAAGAUCAGUCGAGAUCGAUCGAUCGAUCGAAGAGAUCAUCGAGAUCGAUCAGAUCGAAAAAGAUCGAGUCGAGAUCGUCGAGAUCGAAGAUCGAUCGAGAUCAUCGAGAUCGAAGAGAUCGAGAUCAUCGAGAUCGAGAUCAGUCGAGAUCGUCGUCGUCGAGAGAUCGGAUCGUCGAUCGUCGAGAUCGAGAUCGAUCGUCGAGAGAUCGAGAGAUCGUCGAAGAUCGAGAUCGUCGAGAUCGAUCGAGAUCAUCGAAGAGAUCGAUCGAGAUCGAAAGAUCGAAGAGAUCGAUCGAGAUCAUUAAGAUCGAGAUCGAUCGAAUCGAGAUCGAUCGAGAUCGAGGAUCGAUCGAGAUCGUCGAUCGUCGAAGAUCGAUCGUCGAGAUCGAUCAAGAUCGAAAGAUCGAGAUCGAGAUCGUCGAUCGAAGAGAUCGAUCGAGAUCGUCGAUCGAGAAGAGAUCGAGAUCGUCGUCGAUCGAGAGAUCGAUCGAGAUCGAUCGAUCGAAAGAUCGAUCGAAGAUCAUCGAUCGAAGAGAUCGAGAUCGAUCGAAUCGAAGAGAUCGAAUCGAGAUCGUCGAUCGAAGAAGAUCGAAUCGAGAUCGAUCGAUCGAUCGAGAUCGAAUCGAUCGAGAUCGAUCGAUCGAGAUCGUCGAAUCGAUCGAGAUCGUCAAGAUCAGAGAUCGAGAUCGAGAUCGAUCGAUCGAAAGAUCGAAUCGGAUCGUCGAAGAUCGUCGAUCGAUCGAAAUCGUCGUCGAAGGAUCGUAAGAUCGAAGAAGAUCGAUCGUCGAAAUCGUCGAAGAUCGAUCGAAGAUCGAAUCGAUCGAGAUCGUCGAAAUCGAUCGAAUCGAGAUCGAGAUCGAUAAAGAUCGAAGAUCAGAUCGAGAUCGUCGAUCGAAUCGAUCGAUCGAGAUCGAUCGAAGAUCGAAGAUCGAUCGAGAUCGAAAGAUCGAAGAGAUCGAUCGUCGAGAUCGAAAGAUCGAAGAAGAUCGAAUCGAGAUCGAUCGAUCGAAGAUCGAUCGAGAUCGAUCGAUCGAAGAGAUCGAGUCGUCGAUCGAUCGUCGAUCGAUCGAGAUCGAUCGAAGAUCGAAGAUCGAAUCGAGAUCGAUCGAUCGAGAAGAGAUCGAUCGAUCGAUCGAUCGAGAUCGGAUCGAUCGUCGAAGAUCGAGAUCGAGAUCGAGAGAGAUCGAGAUCGAAGAUCGAUCGAGAUCAUCGAGAUCGAUCGAAGAGAGAGAUCGAUCGAUCGAUCGAGAUCGUCGAUCGAUCGAUCGUCGAUCGAUCGAGAGUGAUCGAUCGAAGAGUCGAUCGAUCGAAUCGAUCGAGAAGAUCGUCGAGAUCGUCGAGAGAGAUCAUCGUCGAUCGAGAUCGAUCGAGUCGAUCGUCGAUCGAAGAUCGUCGAUCGAUCGUCGAUCGUCGAUCGAUCGUCGAGAUCGAGAUCGAUCGAAAGAUCGUCGAAUCGAUCGAGAUCGUCGAGAUCGUCGAUCGAAGAUCGUCGAUCGUCGAUCGAUCGUCGAUCGAUCGAUCGAUCGUCGAGAUCGAAGAUCGUCGAUCGAUCGAUCGAUCGAUCGAGAUCGAGAUCGUCGAGAUCGUCGAUCAUCGAUCGAGAUCAGUCGAGAUCGUCGAUCGAAGAGAUCGAAUCGAGAUCGUCGAAGAUCGAGAGAUCGAUCGAGAUCGUAAGAUCGAAGAGAUCAGUCGAGAUCGUCGAUCGAGAGAUCAGAUCGAGAUCGUCGAUCGAAGAGAUCGAUCGAGAUCGAUCGAAGAUCGAUCGAAUCGGAUCGUCGAUCGAAGAGAUCGAUCAGAUCAUCGAUCGAGAUCGAUCGAGAUCGAAUCGAAGAUCGAUCGAAGAUCGAUCGAUCGGAUCGUCGAUCGAAGAUCGAGAUCGAUCGAUCGAUCGAUCGAAAAGAUCGAGAAUCGAUCGAUCGAUCGAUCGAUCGAAAUCGAGAUCGUCGAGAUCGAUCGAGAUCGGUCGAUCGAGAUCGAAGAGAUCGUCGAAUCGUCGAAGAUCGAAGAGAUCAGAUCGAAGAUCGAAGAUCGAAAAGAUCGAAUCGAGAUCGAAAUAAAGAUCGAUCGAUCGAUCGAGAUCGAUCAUCGAAUCGAGAUCGUCCGAAGAUCGAGAGAUCGAAUCGAGAUCGAGAUCGAAGAGAUCGAUCGAGAUCGUCGAUCGAGAUCGUCGAUCGAUCGAAGAUCAGAUCGAAUCGAAGAUCGUCGAUCGAAUCGAUCUUCUAAAAUCGAUCGAUGUCGAGAUCGUCGAAGAUCCGAUCGUCGAGAUCGUCGAUCGAAUCGUCGAUCAUCAGAUCGAAGAUCGAAUCGAGAUCGAAGAUCGAGAUCGAUCGAGAUCGUCGAUCGAAGAGAUCGAUCGAGAUCGUCGAAGAUCGAAGAUCGAUCGAGAUCGUCGAUCGAUCGAGAUCGAAGAUCGAUCGUCGAGAUCGAUCGAUCGAAGAGAUCGAUCGAUCUCGAAAUCGAGAUCGAUCGUCAGAUCGAAGAAAAGUCGAUCGAUCGAUCGAGAGAUCGAGAUCGAGAUCGAUCGAUCGAAGAGAAGAUCGAUCGAAGAUCGAUCGAGAGAUCGAUCGAGAAGAUCGAAUCGAUCGAAGAUCGAAUCGAGGAUCGAUCGAAGAUCGAAGAUCGAGAUCGUCGAAGAUCGUCGAGAUCGAGAUCGUCGAAGAGAUCGAUCGAUCGAGAUCGAUCGAUCGAUCGAUCGAAGAAAGGAUCGAUCGAUCGAGAUCGAGAUCGAGAUCGAGAGAUCGAUCGAUCGAUCGAAGAUCGAGGAUCGAGAUCGAUCAGAUCGAUCGAGAUAAUCGUCGAAAUCGUCGAAUCGUCGAGAUCGUCAAGAUCGAUCGAGAUCAGUCGAUCGUCGAUCGAAAGAUCGGAUCGAAUCGAUCAUCGAGAUCGAUCGAGAUCGAUCAGUCAUCGAAUCGAUCGAAUCGUCAAGAUCGAUCGUCGAAUCGAGAUCGUCAGAUCGAUCGAUCGAGAUCGAAGAGUCGUCGAGAUCGAGAUCGAGAUCGGAAUCGAAGAUCGAAAGAUCUCGAAUCGAGAUCGAAUCGAAGAUAGAGAUCGAGAUCGAGAUCGUCGAGAUCGAUCGAGAUCGAUCGAGAUAGAUCAGAUCGAAGAUCGAAGAUCAGAUCGAGAUCGAUCGAUCGAUCGAGAUCGUCGAUCGAAGAUCGUCGAUCGAGAAGAUCGAAUCGAUCAUCGAUCGAAAGAUCGAAUCGAAUCGAUCGAUCGAAGAUCGAUCGAUCGUCGAGAUCGUCGAGAUCGAAGAAGUCGAGAGAUCGUCGAUCGAUCGAUCGAGAUCGAGAUCGUCGAGAAGAUCGAGAUCGAUCAGUCGAGAUCGUCGAUCGAAGAGAUCGAAAAGAGAUCGAUCGAAGAUCGAUCGUCGAUCGAUCGUCGAUCGUCGAUCGAAAGAUCGAUCGAUCGAGAUCGUCGAAGAUCAGUCGAGAUCGAUCGAAAGAUCGAGAAAGAGAGUCGAGAUCGUCGAUCGAAAGAUCGAUCGAUCGUCGAUCGAUCGAAAUCGAGAUCGUCGAUCGAUCGAUCGAUCGAUCGAAGAGAUCGUCGAGAUCGAAAGGAUCAGAGAUCGAGAUCGUCGAGAUCGAGAAGAUCGAGAUCGAGAUCGAUCGAUCGAGAUCGAAUCGAGAUCGUCGAGAUCGAUCGAAGAAAUCGAGAAUCGAUCGAAUCGAUCAAUCGAGAUCGUCAGAUCGAAGAGAUCGUCGAGAUCGAUAAGAAUCGAGAUCGUCGAUCGAAAUAA